UUGCAUCUGGAGAACGGAGGAAUUCUUACGGGCAGAUUCACUCUCCCGACAGAGCAGGCCAGCACGCCCAUUCCUCUUCUCGUCUGCUUGCACGGAGGCAGCUAUGAUUCCGAGUAUUUCGAUGCCAGUGAGAGUCUGAGUAUCUCUCGAAUCUCAAAGCAAUUCAGAGCUCCGGUGAUCGCCAUUGACCGACCAGGUUACGGGGGCAUCCAUCAUGUCCCACCCGCAACCCCUGACUCUGACUUGACCUACGCCCAGCAGCAAGGCAAGUACAUCAAUGGGGUACUUCUUCCUGCUAUCUGGAGAGAAUAUGGCGAGAGAUCAAAUUCGGCCAUAGUGCUGCUUGCGCAUUCCAUCGGCGCCAUGAUGGCCACCAUCACCGCUGGUUGCUACACGAGGACUGAGGGAUAUCCACUAGCUGGGCUGAUCACCUCUGGUCUGAUUGAACCUGAUGCGGAAUUUGUCUUAUUCGAUCCGGCUAUCAAGGACAGAUCGAUGCUCCAGCUCCCAGGCAUGGACUUGGUCUCGCCGGAUGUGGCUGAACUGACGGCUGGCUUAAACAAGCCAACGCCCAUCGGAGAGCUUAUUGAUAUCAACAAGACGUGGCUCGGCUAUUGGCAUGAAUAUUCGCAUGCUGUCAGAGUUCCGCUCAUGUAUGGAACCAGUGAAUUUGAUGAGUUAUGGAAGUCGACGACGGAGGCACUUGAGAAAUAUCGUCAAGCUUUCCCAUCGAGCAAUGGAGAAUUCAAUGCUGUUAAGAAUGCGCCGCAUUGCAUCGAGCUGAGCUACCAAUGCGAUCUGUGGCUAAGGAAAUGUUUUGACUUUGCCUUUCGAUGCAUAGUGCAGUACGAGGGCAGGAGAUAA
Penicillium argentinense is the source of this 864-nucleotide messenger RNA. RefSeq names its product alpha/beta fold hydrolase. Lineage: Eukaryota; Fungi; Ascomycota; Eurotiomycetes; Eurotiales; Aspergillaceae. The transcript has 2 exons. The record is from RefSeq and is a predicted model, not a curated record.